Messenger RNA from Microtus ochrogaster (prairie vole), 1432 nucleotides. It is a transcript of the gene Fas, whose product is annotated as Fas cell surface death receptor. Gene Ontology annotation, biological process: motor neuron apoptotic process; regulation of stress-activated MAPK cascade; activation-induced cell death of T cells. NCBI's taxonomy places the organism in Eukaryota, Metazoa, Chordata, Mammalia, Rodentia, Cricetidae. Gene Ontology annotation, molecular function: tumor necrosis factor receptor activity; protein binding. The record is from RefSeq and is a predicted model, not a curated record. Gene Ontology annotation, cellular component: membrane raft; CD95 death-inducing signaling complex; external side of plasma membrane.
GACUUCGGCUGGCUUUCCCUCACAGGCACAGAAAUGCUAUGGAUCUGGGCUGUCCUCUCUCUGGCGCUUGCUGGAUCACAAGAGGCUGAUAGCAUCUCUGAGGAAUCGAAGUUGAGGAGGAGUAUCAGUGAAACUGAGCCUAACUGCCCAGAAGGAUUAUACCGUGGGGGCCAAUUUUGCUGUCAACCAUGCGGGCCUGGUGAAUGGAAAUAUUUGGACUGUACAACCAGUGGUGGUAAACCAAGCUGCCAUCUCUGCAAAGAAGGGAAGGAAUAUAUGGACAAAAAACAUUAUUCUGAUAAAUGCAGAAGAUGUACAUUCUGUGAUGGAGAGCAUGGUUUAGAAGUGGAAACAAACUGCACCCGGACCCGGAAUACCAAAUGCAAGUGCAAAUCCAACUUCUAUUGCAAUGCUUCUGUCUGUGAACACUGCGAUCCCUGCAUCUCGUGUGAACAUGGAAUCCUUGAGAGGUGCACAUCAACCAGCAACACCAAAUGCAAGCAAGAAAGUUCCAGACAUCAUUUAAUAUGGCUGUUGAUCAUCAUCAUCCCCGUUUUGGUAAUAUUGGUUGGGUUUUUAUAUAAAAAGUAUUGGAGAAAAUGGCAUCGUGACCCUGAAUCUGGGACUGCAAAUUCUGAAGACAUGCCAAUGAAUCUUCCAGACGUUGACUUGCGUAAAUACAUCCUGCAUAUUGCUGAAGAAAUGUCUUUAGAUCAAGUUAAGACAUUUGUCCGGAAGAACGGGAUGUCUGAGGUGAUGAUAGACGAGAUCAGGAACGACAAUCUCCAACACACAGCUGAGCAGAAAAUCCAGCUGCUUCAGGGCUGGUAUCAAGCUCACGGGAGGAAGGAUGCAUAUUGCACUUUAAUUAAAGGCCUCAGAAGAAUGAAAUGCUAUGCUCUUGCAGAUAGAAUUCAGGCCAUAAUCCAGGCGGACAUUGAAAAUGCAACUGCAGACACCAGAAAUGAAAAUGAAUGAAAGACAAAGACUCAAGUGAAAGCUACCUCAGUUCCAGAGAGAGAGAGAGAGAGAGAGAGAGAGAGAGAGAGAGAGAGAGAGAGAGAGAGAAUCUUUUAAAUCAGCACAGUGGCUGGUGUCUGAGUCAGGAGCAUUGCUGUGAAUUCAAGGCCAGACUGUGCAACAUAGUGAUCUCUGAACUAGCCUUGUCUCAAAAAUAACAAAAGAAAAAAACAAAGCAAAGAAGAACAUUUUAAAUAAUGGAAAUCUAUAAAUGUUGUUUGGCUUUUUGUUGAGAAUAUUUUCUAUUUCCUUAGGUUUGUAGAGACAAUAUAUUUAUAAAAUGUGAAGAUUUCAUGAUUCUGUUUUGAGUAAUGUUGAAAUGCAUGUGGAGGAUGGGCAGGAACAAGAGCAGCCGCGGUAGUGAUUUAUGUACCCACAUAGAAGUCUACACAGAAGCAUAUAAACUUAAUAU